AUGCCUACAAUUCUCAAGUUCCAAUGGUAUGACUUUACUGCAGCAACAGAAGAGGGCGAGUUCUCCGACCUGACGAUGGUCUCCAAGUUCCUGAACAUCGAAGCAGACAAAUGUGGAGCCUUCGUGACAUCAGAAGAGAAGAGCGGGUUCGGAAGAACUCAUCGACAAGCGACGCAUUCUACAAGGGAAAAGGACUUCAAAGAAAGAGAUUCAAGACAGUCAACAGAGAAGACUUGUCCUAUAUGUCAAGGUGGACACUUCCUCGUCCACUGCCAGAAGUUCCAGAAGACGUCAGUACAAGAUCGGCGGGCAAUAGUAAAGAAAGGUCACGUUGGCUUCGAAUGUCUUCAAGGGAAAUAUCGAAAGGAGAGCUGUAAGAAACCGCCAUGUAAGGAAUGCAAGAGGUGGCAUCAUCAUUUGCUGCACGUCGAAUCAGAAGACAGGACCUCGGGAGAGGAGAAGGCAGAAACACAAGAAGAAGUAGCAAGCGCCAUGACAUCAGUGAAUGCAGUCAAUAACGCAAGGGCGUACCUGAAGAUAGUUCCAGUAGAAAUCUUCCAAAAGAAUAUUGGCCCUCAUGGAUGA
Molecule: messenger RNA, 585 nt
Organism: Parnassius apollo (apollo)
Lineage: Eukaryota; Metazoa; Arthropoda; Insecta; Lepidoptera; Papilionidae
Source: the annotation of a GenBank genome assembly